AUGAAGAAUUACAUAGACGAAACUUUCCAAAAACAAGUGGCGCAGUUCGAAGCAACAGAAGUAUCCAAUGAUAUACCAGUAUCAACAUUAAUACAGCCGAUGGAAACAGAAAUUUUUGAAAACGUCGAACACCAAUCAUUAAUAAAUGUGGAACAUGAUGAUCAAAACAUUGAACACCAAUCAGAGGACGUGAUUGCAGAAUCUUCAACAAAGAACUCUAAAAAGAGUGUCACAAAAUUAAACGCCAAAGCCGCACCCUAUACCCUAAAAGGAAAAGGACACACUGUCACGUUUGCAGAAAUGGCCUCCAGGAAUUUAGAUGCAGGCAGCAACUGUGAUACCUCCCCAUCUCCACCCGGUAAUAGGUCAAAGAAUAAUGAGACCAAACGUAAGGCGUCAGAUAGCAAGGCUCAGUCGGCUAAGAAGAAACAACACGCUCCUAUUAAAGAAAUACAAUCAGUAAUGACCAGAUAUGAUCCAGUACUGAGGGACAAUGUUCGGGAAAUUACUUUAUACAAUAUCCCCUCCACCUGGGCUCAGCUCAAACUUCUCCAGCAUCUUGAGAAAUGGGGUCACGUGAUCGCUUUCAAGACUAAACGUCAGAAGAAAUUAGAGCUUUUCGCCGGAUUAUCCUAUGAAUAA
This is a messenger RNA of Rhizophagus irregularis DAOM 181602=DAOM 197198, 642 nucleotides long. RefSeq lists its product as uncharacterized. Lineage: Eukaryota; Fungi; Glomeromycota; Glomeromycetes; Glomerales; Glomeraceae. The record is from RefSeq and is a predicted model, not a curated record.